Acanthopagrus latus (yellowfin seabream) is the source of this 2933-nucleotide messenger RNA. Its product is annotated as Rab interacting lysosomal protein. Gene Ontology annotation, cellular component: ciliary basal body; cytoplasm. Gene Ontology annotation, biological process: cilium assembly. Lineage: Eukaryota; Metazoa; Chordata; Actinopteri; Spariformes; Sparidae. The transcript is spliced from 8 exons. Bases 355 to 1647 code for a protein of 430 amino acids. Gene Ontology annotation, molecular function: protein dimerization activity. The record is from RefSeq and is a predicted model, not a curated record.
AAUUACAUUGGUUAGGAAAGUAGGAGGAUCCUGCAGCGAGAAGCUUGCAUGAGCACUGUCCUGCACCCUGUAGCAUGCUCUAAUGCAGAGUACUCCAUGUCCUUGUAUUUGUCUUUUUGUUUUGGGAAGGCUGUUUAACGUGACCACACCAUAAAGAUGCGUGACGUGUUGUUUGAAGAGGAGCAGCUCAAGUUCAGACGCGUCGGUGGCUCCACACGGGACGCGCUUUAAACUUUCCACCAGCUCUAUUUUGUUGUUUUCACUUUUAUUAUCUUGUUUUUACGUCCGCGUGUUUGGUCGCUGUCGGUUUCGAUAGUUGAAAGAGACGGGGCUUGUGAAGCGAGCUGUCCAGACAUGGAGGUACACGAAGCGCACCCGGAGACCAGACCGACGGAAGGCUGUUUUGACAGGACGUUCUCGGCUCUGACUGUGGAUGAUGUGUAUGAAAUAGCCAAACUGAUCGGCACCGAAGUGGAGAAACUUAUCGAUGGAUGCGGUAAAGAAAGCGUCGUGGGCUUGGUGCCGAAGAUAGUGAAAGUACUGGAGUUGCUGGAGAGCUUCGCGUCGAGGAACCACGCUCACCAGCUGAAGGAAGAGGAGCUGCUGAAGACCUUCGAGACGAUCCAGCUGCAGCAGCAGAAAAAACGUGCGGGGAAGGAGAGCGAGGAGGGCGGCGAUAAACGUGAAACGCGGGAGCUGCAACAGAAGGAGCAGCAGUGGAGAAGGAGGUGUGAGGAGCUACAGGUUCAGGUUCAGCAGCUCCAGGAGGACAGGGAGGAGCUGCAGAGCAGGCUGAAGGGCAGCCAUGCGCAGGGAGACCGUGUCAAGCGGCAGGAGCGAGAGGUGAUGCUGAAGCUGAAGGAGGUGGUGGACAGGCAGAGAGAUGAGCUGAGAGCCAAAGUUCAGGAGAUAACCACCAUCUCCAAAGAGGUGGAGGCGCUCCAGGAGCAGUUGGAUCGCUUCAUGAAAAUGAACGCUGAGCUGCGACACAAGCAGGACAUCAUGCAGGCCCAGCUGAAGAGCACCGUGGAGAGGAAGGCCGACAUGGAGGCAGACCUGAAGGAGAAAAACAAAGAGAUCGAAAACCUCCAAGCACAGCUGGACAGAACCAACAGCAACGGCCCUGCCAGUCCAAGUCAGUCAGCUUGUGUGUCAACAGAAAAAUCUGCGGUCACCAAGAAGGAUCCCGAUCAGCCGUGCUUCACCAAGAAGGAGGUGCGUGACAUCAUUUUCGAAAGGAACGAGCUAAAAACCAACCUGUUCCUGGUGCAGGAGGAGCUCAACUACUAUCAGAGGGAGAUCCUGAAUGAGGAGAGGUGCCCGGGUUUCCUGUUAGAAGCCGUACGCUCUGCCAUCAAAAAAAGGAGAAAGCUCAUCAAGGCAAAGAUGCUCGGGAUUCCUGUGAACGAAUGUACCAGCAGUGACGAGGAGGAGAGGAGUUCUCUCUUUGGGCAGACAGAAGUUGAUGGUACAGAAGUUGACGAAACUGACAGGCCAGCUGAGUCACGCAUCCGAAACCUCUUUGGUUUCCUGACGCGGUCAGGCAGCGGCCGGAGCCCCACCCACAUGAGCAACUCCGCCUCCAGCUGGGAGAUCAUUGGAGACUCAGAGGCCACUGAUGAAAGGGAACAGCAACGGCCCUCCUGAGCCCGGUACUGACCACAAGAGAAGCUUUUAACUGAAUCAGACUCUCUUCUUCCCUCAUUCACUACUUCUUGCUCACUCUGGUUGUGGCUCAGGAAAAGGAUUAUGUGGACAUUUGAAUGUGAGGAAAGAAAAUGUGGACAUGUUCGAACUCCUCAACUUUCUUUUUUUUUUGCUUUCAUUUCACUCUUGCCAAAAUCUUAUUUUCCCACAGAAGUGAUAAAUGGUAAUUGGUACUGCAGUAUACAGGGUAUGGUGUACCUCAGCAUUAAGAGGCAGCCUUGUUAACUCCCCACAUACAAGAAGUUUUAUUGUUAGUAAAGAAAAGAAAUGAGUUAUUAUACACAUAUUUAUGGAGAGCUUCAAAAAGUUUAACAAAAACCAAAGAUAUAACAAAGUUAUACAUUGUGAAAUGAAACUCUGCCCUCUAGUAUUAUGGGAUAGGUUCACCUCUUUUCCACAAGAUGGCGUUAGCUAAUUUUAUACCUAAUAAUCCAGAUUUUACCACAGAUUGAAUCAAUACAUUUGACCUCAAUAGAGAUAUUUUUAAGACACAUGUUCACUCAUAUAUUUUUCAUUAUUGGAAGCACUUUUAUGAUCCAGGACAAAAAAAACUGUGUUGUACUCAUAUAUAACCUGUCUCUUCCAAUGGUGAAUGCACUUUUACCCCUCAAGCCUUAAGUUAUGUUAUUAGAAAUAUAUUUUAAUUCAUUUCCAGUCAUUGCACAGAGCCAAAGCACCUGGCUGGUUUGUAUGUGAUGAAGGUGCCAUAAAUAUGCAUAAGUAUCUGUGCGUGUAAGCGCAUGUGGUCUGGCUGGUGCACCAGCCUCUGCACACUGGUUACUUAAGGGAAGCUGUGAGUUUCCUUGUAGAAAUGAGAAAAAAAACUGUAGUUUUUUUAGUUCCUAACACAAUUAGCUGACAAGUUACCAUAAAGUAUCUACAUUUACUCUGUCUGACCCUUUAGUUUCCUCUAAGUGUCCGACCAUAGCACUACUCAGACAAUAACAGACCAACCAGAAAUGUUGUAUUUGCUGAAACACAAUGAAUGACUUUCCAAUCAGAUCUUGUUCUCUUCUGAAAUACUGGGUUCACAGUUUAUUUUUGUAAGCAUGUUUUUAAUGUAGAAUUUUUGCUGCUUAAAAACAGAUUUCAGAUGUCACUUGCCCCCAGAGUGAAUUUUAUUAAAGGGAUGUGAUAAAAACAAUUCAAAAAGUGGAUUAUUUGUGAUAUUAAGAUUUCAAGAUUCAAUAAAAUGCAAUAAACACAGAACUGUAUGAAUUUCAAAA